UUUGUAGUAAUUGAAGCCGAUCAAGAAGAAAGAAAUCCACUACUCCAUCCACUACUUCAUGGAGGAGAAGCAGCGCAACAAAAUGAAGCAGCAGCCCAACAAAAUGAAACAACAGCACAAGCAGCAGCACAAGCAGCAGCUCAAGCAGCAGCGCACCCAGUAGCGAACCCAGAAGCGCAUAGUGAAGCGCACACAGAAGCUAACCCAGAAGCUCACCCAGAAGCUCACGCAGAAGCUCAUCUAAAAGCUCACCUGGAAGCGCACCCUGAAACGCACCCAGAAUCUCACCCAGAAGCGCACCAAGAAGCGCACUUAGAAGCACACCCAAAAGGUCACCCAAAAGAGCACCCAGAAACGCACCCAGAAGCUCACCUAGAAGCGCACCAAGAAGCUCACCCCAGAAGCGCACCUAGAAGCGCACCCCGAAGCUCUCCCAGAAGCGCACCCAGAAGGGCACCAAGGAGCGCAAAUUAUUCCAUUUCAAGGAUUUGA
This is a messenger RNA of Vigna umbellata (rice bean), 492 nucleotides long. The record is from RefSeq and is a predicted model, not a curated record. Lineage: Eukaryota; Viridiplantae; Streptophyta; Magnoliopsida; Fabales; Fabaceae.